AAUGAGACUGGAUACGAAGGAGGCGCGUUGGUAAAUGGCGCAAAGAAUGGCGAAUCUUGUGGCAGGCAGGAGAUUGUUACAAAGCAGUUGUUUAUAUCAAAGAAGAUGGGCUUCAGGAGGUGUACUUGAAAGAUUAAAAUCCUUAAUUGGUAUAGAAAAAGAAAACAAUACUGAUGUUUUAUGUGAUAUCCCAGAAGCUAGAGGACUUUAUCUUCAUAGUAACGUGCCUUUGCGAAUGAAAAAGCUCACUUCACAGAUAUUCCCAUCAGCCCUAACAGAAGAUUGGACAGAAAUAUCUACCACAGACCUAGGCACCAAAUUUAAGAUUCUUAAAGAAUGCCGUAAAGAAUUUGGCAGUGUCCCACCAAACAAUAAAUUGAAUGAAUGCAAAUCAGUUAAAGACUUUGUGACAUAUUAUGAAACCCUACAAAGACCAGGAGUCAUUCCUGAAAUGUGGAAGUUAGAGAAUGAUGAUUUACCUAUUAACCUUUCAUUUCAAUCACCAUUACCAUAUAAAACUGUAAAAACUACACAGAGACGGAAAAAGUAUUAUUGA
Molecule: messenger RNA, 556 nt
Organism: Rhopilema esculentum
Lineage: Eukaryota; Metazoa; Cnidaria; Scyphozoa; Rhizostomeae; Rhizostomatidae
Product: large ribosomal subunit protein mL50
Cellular component (GO): mitochondrion; mitochondrial large ribosomal subunit
Source: RefSeq, a predicted model, not a curated record